AACGCGCAAAACAAGAGAAAAUAAUUGAAAAAGAUGCAACAACAAUAACUAAAUUAAACAACUGUUAACGACAAUUUCUCUCGAGUUCAAAAAAUAUACAACAACAUUUGUUUGAUAACCAAACGAGAAAAACCAAACGACGAAACAAAUCAAAACUAAAAAAAAAAAAAAAGAAUAUAAAAAAAAAACCAUACGAACAAGGACAUGAGUCAAUGCAAAAACUAAGCGCCAAAAUUCAAACAGAGAAACGUCCUUUUGAAGCAUUCCACGACCCGAAAUCAAGCUGCGAAAACUUUUCCCGGAAUACAUAUAUAUCAAAAAAAAAAAAAAAAAACAAACAAACCCCUAAACUAAAUCCAAAAAUUUCAAGUGUUUUCUAAGGCGAAACGUGACUCCAGAGUUGCCAGAUCAACAACUACGAGAUAAUUGCUAUUAUACAAUAUAUACGUAUAUAUAUAAUCUUUUUUUUUUUUUGUCGAAAUACCUAAACAAGACACGACCCCCCUGCAAAAGUAACACCCCCUCCCAACCGAUCCCAGAGAAAAGUCAAAUACAAAAGAAAAUCAAAUUAAAACAAGAAACCAAUUAAAAAGUGCUCAAACGCGCCGCCGCAGCAAUUAGAAGAAGAAGAAACAGAAGAAGAAGAAAAAGGAAAAGAAGAAAAAACAAAGAAGAAGCAAAAAACCAGUAAAUAGAGCUUUUAAAGAUGGCUUCCGAGCUGGAUCAAUUCGCCGAUUUGGAAUUAUCGAAAGAGGAUCGCGAGCAAAUCUUCGAUCCGCCAUUGGAUCGGCAGCAAUUGGAAGGUGCUGGCACCUCAAGUGUUACGACAUCAAAAAUCUUAAUAAGCGGCAUACCGCUGCAGACACGUUUCGAAGACAUCGAACCGCUACUGAAGCCCUAUGGCAUCGUCAAACAAUGUGAGGCUAUUUCUAGUAAGGAUCAAAAUACUCAAACAGUACAUAUAACAUUCGAAAAUCCUGAGCAGGCGCAAAGAGCUGCUGGUGGUCUAAACGGCGUCGAGUUCGAGGGCAGUAAACUGCACGCAGAGCAAUUGGACAAAAAUCAACGUCGGAGCAUACGCAAUCAGCGCAAUCCGUAUCCCGGCAUGCCGGGUCCUGGACGCCAGGCGGACUUUCCGCUGCGUAUUUUGGUACAGAGCGAAAUGGUGGGCGCGAUCAUUGGACGACAAGGUAGUACCAUACGGACCAUAACACAACAGAGUCGCGCCCGGGUCGAUGUGCAUCGCAAGGAGAAUGUCGGCUCCCUCGAAAAGUCCAUUACCAUCUAUGGCAAUCCGGAGAAUUGUACCAAUGCAUGCAAGCGCAUAUUGGAGGUUAUGCAACAGGAGGCACUGUCCACGAAUAAGGGUGAAAUCUGCCUGAAGAUACUCGCCCAUAAUAAUUUAAUUGGUCGCAUUAUUGGCAAGAGCGGUAACACUAUUAAACGCAUUAUGCAGGAUACGGACACGAAGAUAACCGUUAGCUCAAUUAAUGACAUUAAUAGCUUCAAUUUGGAGCGAAUCAUAACGGUGAAGGGCUUGAUUGAGAAUAUGUCACGUGCGGAAAACCAAAUCAGUACCAAGCUGCGCCAAAGCUAUGAGAACGAUCUGCAGGCAAUGGCGCCUCAGAGCCUUAUGUUCCCCGGUCUGCAUCCCAUGGCAAUGAUGUCGACACCGGGCAACGGCAUGGUCUUCAACACGAGCAUGCCGUUCCCCUCGUGUCAAAGCUUUGCCAUGUCCAAGACACCGGCCAGCGUGGUGCCACCGGCCUUCCCCAACGAUAUGCAGGAGACGACAUAUCUGUAUAUACCGAAUAAUGCCGUUGGGGCAAUCAUUGGCACCAAAGGAUCGCACAUACGCAGCAUAAUGCGCUUCUCAAGCGCAUCCCUCAAAAUUGCGCCCCUCGACGCCGACAAGCCGCUGGACCAACAAACGGAGCGCAAGGUCACGAUUGUUGGCACACCGGAGGGUCAGUGGAAGGCGCAGUACAUGAUAUUUGAAAAGAUGCGCGAGGAGGGCUUCAUGUGCGGCACCGAUGAUGUCCGCCUUACCGUUGAGCUACUUGUCGCCAGUUCUCAGGUCGGACGCAUCAUUGGCAAGGGCGGACAGAACGUGCGUGAGCUGCAACGUGUGACGGGUAGCGUCAUUAAGCUGCCAGAACAUGCGCUGGCGCCACCUUCAGGCGGCGAUGAGGAAACACCUGUACACAUCAUUGGGCCAUUCUACAGCGUUCAGUCCGCACAGCGGCGAAUUCGCGCCAUGAUGCUAUCGACAAAUCCGCCACCAGUGACCAAAAAACAGAAAGCUGCCAAAGAACAACAAUUGCAACAACAACAACAACAACAACAACAGCAACAGCAACAGCAGAACCUAGCCGGCGCUGCGCCAAGUGGGACUCAACAACAGCAGCAACAGUCGCCGUCGCAGCAGCAGCAGCCGCUGCCGCCGCAAUCGCAUCAUCAAUCGUCGGCGGCGUCGUCGUCGGCGCCACCUGCGCAUCACCAGCAGCAGGCGUCGUCGACAGCGUCCUCACAUCAAUUGCAGCAGCAGCAGCCGUCGCCGCCGCCCGGCAACGCAUCGGCCGCCACCCAACAGCAGCAGCAGCAACAACAACAGCAGCAACAGCAGCAGCAGCAGCAGCUGGCGAGCUCCCAGCAGUAAGCUGCAUGCAUGGGGAUAGGGAAGGGCCAGACGGGGGGGGCAACCCAAAUACAUCAGCAAACAACUUGAAUAACAACAACAAUAAUACAAUACAUUAAUAGCAAUAGCAACAACAGCAACAACAACAAUAAUAACAACAACAUUUGGAUUUGCCGUGGCAGUUUUCCAUAAACUUUUAUUCCGCUUUAUAUAAUCAGGCAGCAGCAACAACAACAACAACAACAACAAGAAAGAAAGAAAGAAGAAGAAGAUGAACUCUCGUCCCUCAACUUCGAUAAACUCGUAAACGCGCUAAAUGCCUGCCCCUCGACUGCUGGCAAGGGCAGCAGCAAACUAAAUUCAAAAAUAUAACAGAAUAUAACAGCAAAUCGCGACCGCAACAACAGCAACAACAACAACAACAAUAACAGCAACAGCAACAGCAACAGCAGCAGCAGUAAAAGCAACCGGCAACAACAAGGCAGAUGCGGCUGAGAACUCGCUCUUUCCCUCUCUUGCAAGUUAGUUGCAGACGCCCAAAGGGGAGAGCUACCAGAUUUUGUGUACAACAAUUAAAUGCUUGCUUAUAAAAAAAAAUCAUAAUAAUAAUAAAACUCGGCGCAGUUCCAAUAAAUGGGCUAAACUGUUAUACGGCAAUGCA
Messenger RNA from Drosophila virilis, 3299 nucleotides. It is a transcript of the gene Imp, whose product is annotated as IGF-II mRNA-binding protein. Gene Ontology annotation, biological process: regulation of gene expression. Gene Ontology annotation, molecular function: mRNA binding. NCBI's taxonomy places the organism in Eukaryota, Metazoa, Arthropoda, Insecta, Diptera, Drosophilidae. The record is from RefSeq and is a predicted model, not a curated record. Gene Ontology annotation, cellular component: nucleus; cytoplasm.